UCGGUGCGGCGCGGCUGUCGCAACAGGAGCAGAGGCGGCGGCUCCCGUGAUAUAACUGUCUUUUUAUCAGGAGGUGGCCGCUCCAGUCGUGUUGCUCUACAGCGGCCGAGUCCACCCAAAGCUUCGGCGCCGCUGAUACGACGGAUGGCCGGCAAGCGCCGACGCUGAUGCCAGCUCUGUUAUGUUGAAGUGGGGCAUGUCCCGCAGUGAACAGUUCAGCAAUUGCCGGACGUUUCAUUCUCACCUCUAGUGCAACGGAUUCGGCGCGAUGCCGGAAGUCGGGUGAAAGCCCGCAUGGCCGCCAGCUCGCUGCCGCCAUGUCCACGAGGAGUCGAAGCAGCAGCCUCAGUAAGAGCAGGCUGUGGACGGUGCCCGAGACGGCGCUGCCCAUGGAGUCCCAACACCAGCAGGACAAACUGUCCUCGGAUGAGCACCAGCAGCGGUCGCGCGACCUGCGCAAACAGUACUCGGCCGGGCCGGACCCCGCGUCCGAGCCUGACGAGCAGGAGGUGGACGACAGCGACGGCGGCUACGGCUGGGUCGUCGUCUUCGCAGCGUUCGCCACCAACUUCAUAGCGGACGGCGUCACCUUCACGUUCGGCGUGCUCUUCGUGGACCUGCUGCGCGUCUUCGGCGAGGCCAAGAGCCACACGGCGAGCGUGGGCGGCCUCUUCAUGGCCAUGCCGUUGCUCGCCGGACCCGUGGCCAGCGCGCUCGCCGAGCGCUACGGCUGCAGGGUCGUGUGCAUGGUGGGCGCGGUGGUGGCGGCGGCGGGCAUGUCGGCGUCGGCGUGGGCGCACUCGCUGGCGCAGCUGCUGGUGUCGUUCGGCGUGGUCGCGGGCGCGGGGCUGGCGCUGUGCUACGUGGCGGCCGUGGUGACGGUGGCGCUGCACUUCCGGCGGCGGCGCGCGCUCGCCACGGGGCUCGCCGUCUGCGGCUCGGGCAUGGGCACGCUCGCCUUCGCGCCGCUGUCGGCGCGCCUGCUCGAGUCCCUCGGCUGGCGGCCCACUGCGCUCACGCUUGCCGCCCUCUUCCUGCACAUCGCCGUCUGCGGCGCGCUCAUGCGCCCACCUCAGCGCAAGAAGAAAAAUGUUCAGUCUAAGAAGACUAAGUUGAAAGGCGAGUCGGUGCAAAAUAAACCAGAAACAAAAGAACUUUUAUCAGGUCUUCGUGAGACUUCUACCAAGCAGUCAGUACAACGUGCCAUUAAUCCUGCUGUGAGAGCAGUGACAAGGAGUGAAAAUGAGAAUAGGCCAUUCCAUUCUGUCCUCAACAUUCCAACAUGGGUUCAUGCAGGUGACCAACACCUGCCACCAGAUGUGGCAGCUAGGGCCAAGCAAAGGGAACCACUUUCUCCACCUCCACCACGGGGUAUAGAUCGCCAUCGGCAUUCGCUGACAUUUCGGGGUGCUCUUCUCCCUACACAAACUCAAAGGACACUGUCAUGUCCUAACCUGUGGUCAGAGCCAAUUUUUUUGGAGUAUAAGGAGCAAGAACAACCAUGCUUGAGUGAAAUGGUUGGGAUCCUUGCAGGCAUGGUAGAUGUUUCCCACUUUGCAGAUGCACGUUUCUCAUUGUUUGCAGCAUCCAACUUCUUGCUGUAUACUUGGUAUGAAGUUCCAUAUGUCUUCCUCACAGACCGGGCAGUGGAAAUGGGUAUCAGUGAAAAUGAUGCAUCACUGCUUAUCAGUGCGCUGGGACUGCUGAAUAUGGUUGGAAUGGUGAUACUUGGGUGGAUGGGUGACAGACCUAAAGUGAAUGCUGUUGCUGUCUAUGCAGUAUGCAUGACUGUAUGUGGUUUGUGCACUGCUGUUGUGCCACUAGUGCAUACAUACAUAGGUUUGAUGAUCAUUGCAUGCAUAUUUGGUCUCUCAAUCUCUGCAAAUUACACACUUGCAUCAAUUAUUUUGGUGGAAAUGGUAUCACUAGAAAGAUUCACAAAUGGCUAUGGCCUUCUAUUGCUUGUACAAGGUCUUGGGAAUAUAAUUGGGCCACCUCUAGCAGGUUGGCUUUAUGAUAUUUCUGGAAGUUACGAUCUGUCAUUUUAUUUAGCGGGAUUAUUUAUAAUUUUAUCUGGUCUCCUACUUUUUGUGCUGCCUGUGUGUAGAUGGUGCAAAAAAUUGAAGAGUUUGAAGAAUGUCAGUGGAAAUGAAACAAUAACCUAAGCAGUGUGAUGUUAGUGCUUAGUUAUUUGCUAGUCACCAGCUUUUGAAAAUACCAAGGACAAUUGACAUUGCUGAAACUAGUUUUAGAGUGCCUUGUAUAAUGUUUAAUAUUAUACAAAAAUUAAUAACUUAUGGAGUCAUAUUAGUUGCUACUUGUUAUUGUAAAAGUCAUAAUUUUACUCUGUAAAAUUGAGAUUUAAAUAAUUGUUAAAUAUAUGCUCAUAUUUACUGAA
Molecule: messenger RNA, 2398 nt
Organism: Schistocerca serialis cubense
Lineage: Eukaryota; Metazoa; Arthropoda; Insecta; Orthoptera; Acrididae
Product: monocarboxylate transporter 13-like
Exons: 9
Coding region: 318-2165 (615 amino acids)
Biological process (GO): transmembrane transport; monocarboxylic acid transport
Molecular function (GO): monocarboxylic acid transmembrane transporter activity
Source: RefSeq, a predicted model, not a curated record